AUGAGUGCCCGGCUACCAAUCCAAACCUGCCGUUCAUCUAAAAGUGUCUUUCGACAACUACCACACUCCUCUCCAAGAUGCCGACACUCGCUCCGAUCUCAAUUUCUCUCAAAAUGGACACCCCUCCAUAGACAAACACGAUCAUAUUCAACCCCGCCAACAUCACAACCCAACACCAAUAGUCUUAAUGCUACUCCUGAAACUUCACCUCCAUUAAUACCUCAAAAUCGCGAUCUGCGAUCUCAAUUCUCCUCUCAACCAGUUGCGCCAGCAUCUCCACCUCCAUCUCCUAGAAAAACACGAUCCCUCCGUCCCACAAUAUAUGCCUCUAUCUUCCUCCUCAUCGGACUCACAGCCGGGCAAUAUGUCUCACUUGUCCUCUCCCCCCCUCCACUUCCCGAGCCCUCUUCUCCCCCCGACGAACUCAUGACCUCCUGGCUACACGCCCAAGCCUCCAAGAUACCCCUCGUACAAUCACUCACCGAGGACCCCAUCUGGCAAUCAUGGGAUGCCUAUUCCACAUUCACACCCGAAGAACGACCCCACCGGCUUACAACUGGUCCAUUGGGGGGAUCUCGGGGUCUGGGCGGGUAUCAACGGGUAUUCUAUAACUCUGCCACGGGAGAAUUCAUCACGGUUGUAUAUUUGGGGGGAGCGUUGCAAGGGUGGCCCGGGGUUGUGCAUGGAGGGCUCAUAGCGACGAUUAUGGAUGAGUCGUUAGGAAGAUGUGCCAUUAGACAAUUGGCAGCGGGAACGGGAGUGACAGCACAACUGGAACUGCGAUAUUUGAAGCCGAGUGUUACCAAUGCGUUUUAUGUGGUUAGGGCUAUGCCGGUUGUGGGAGAGGGGGCAGGUGGGGAGAGAAAGAGAUGGGUAGAGGGACGUUUGGAGACAUUGGAAGGAAGGGUUUGUGUGGAAGCAAAGGGGUUGUUUGUUGUCCCAAAGAAUUACGAAACGAGGGUAAUUACAGGAGGUUUUUGA
Messenger RNA from Sclerotinia borealis F-4128, 981 nucleotides. The record is from the annotation of a GenBank genome assembly. Lineage: Eukaryota; Fungi; Ascomycota; Leotiomycetes; Helotiales; Sclerotiniaceae.